UACGCGCUCACGUCGCUGGUUGAAGCACAAGGCACCCACCUCAGCCUACCUUUUACCCCGCCACAGUGAUUGGUUUGUUGGUCGGCUGGUUUAGUACCUAGCCUCCGCUACCUACUUGCCUAGGUACCUAGCUGACUCCUCCAACUUCCAUCAUCACCCAAAAACAAUCACGAAUCCUCUCUUCACUUUCUCUCUGCAACCGGCAAAUCUCUUACUCACAUCACCAGUCACUCUAGCACGAACCACAAACAUACCCAAUAUGUCCGAAUCUACCUCUACACAGAAGGUCUGGCUGGCCUCCAAUGACAGCGCCACCAUCGAAGUCGACCGCGUUGUUGCCGAACGAUCCAUGUUGAUCAAGAACAUGUUGGAAGACAUCGGUGAUGAGGGCAUCAAUGCUGAAAACCCUAUUCCUAUCCCCAACGUGAACGAGGCCGUUCUUCGCAAGGUGAUUGAGUGGUGCGACCACCACCGCAACGACCCCCUCCAGGCACAGGAUGAUGAUUCCGACGCUCGCAAGAAGACCACCGAUAUCGAAGAGUGGGACCAAAAGUUCAUGCAGGUCGAUCAGGAGAUGCUGUUUGAAAUCAUCCUCGCAUCCAACUACCUCGACAUCAAGCCUCUUCUUGAUGUCGGCUGCAAGACUGUUGCAAACAUGAUCAAGGGCAAGUCUCCCGAAGAGAUCCGCAAGACUUUCAACAUUACGAACGACUUCACUCCCGAGGAGGAGGAGCAGAUCCGCCGUGAGAAUGAGUGGGCUGAGGAUCGUUAAGCUCCCGUUUGUGUAUUAUUAGGGAUAGAGGUUGCGGGGAGGUAUCAGUCGGACUAUGGCAUGGAUCGAUCCUUGGGUCAUGGGUCGCAGGAAACUUUCCUGUCAAGCCCUCUCAAUCCAGGAUCGAAUGAAUCUUGAUGAGUCACAGGGGUCGCAUUUGGCGUUAAAGUUUGGUUU
This is a messenger RNA of Fusarium oxysporum Fo47, 949 nucleotides long. RefSeq names its product SCF ubiquitin ligase subunit SKP1. Gene Ontology annotation, biological process: SCF-dependent proteasomal ubiquitin-dependent protein catabolic process; mitotic cell cycle. Bases 260 to 772 code for a protein of 170 amino acids. NCBI's taxonomy places the organism in Eukaryota, Fungi, Ascomycota, Sordariomycetes, Hypocreales, Nectriaceae. The transcript is spliced from 4 exons. Gene Ontology annotation, cellular component: cytoplasm; nucleus. Gene Ontology annotation, molecular function: cullin family protein binding. The record is from RefSeq and is a predicted model, not a curated record.